Messenger RNA from Ziziphus jujuba (common jujube), 1725 nucleotides. RefSeq names its product EPIDERMAL PATTERNING FACTOR-like protein 6. Bases 936 to 1370 code for a protein of 144 amino acids. The record is from RefSeq and is a predicted model, not a curated record. NCBI's taxonomy places the organism in Eukaryota, Viridiplantae, Streptophyta, Magnoliopsida, Rosales, Rhamnaceae. The transcript has 3 exons. Gene Ontology annotation, biological process: stomatal complex development; guard cell differentiation.
AAAUAUUAUUCCUCAUUACCAUAUAAUAAACAUAGGGGAAAUUUAUAAGACCAAGUAAGAAAAAGAUUGGUGAUACAAAAAGAAAAACAAAAGGGAAAGUAAAAACAAAGAAGAAACAGUUAAAAAGAAAGUUGGAGUGGGUUUAAAAAACAGAGUGGAGGAGUGGACUGCAGAAGGAGUAGCAGAGCCAGUGGUUGUUUUUUGUAUUUCUGGGUUUGGGAAUCGUUGAAAAAACAGAGAGGGAAAGCCUGCAGGAGAAUCCGAGACCCCAAACAUGGCAAAGCUUAGGAAGCGACGAUCCGAAUAAAGAUUCACCAUCUCUUUCUUCUUUUUCCUUAAUUCCCUCUCUCUCUCUCUUUCUCUCUCUCUUUUCUUUGCUUUUCUCUUUCUCAGAUAUCGAUCUCUCUCUAUAUGUGUCUCUGCACCACUAGCUGAGGCCUCUGCCACAACCCAUUUGGUGUUAGCCGUACCGUCCAAUAAUCCUCCCUACCCUUUUCUUCUCUCUUUUUUCCAAUCUCAAUCUGCAUCACCAACCACCCCCACUUUACAGAAAUCAGAGAGUGUUUAGAAAAAGGGAAUUUUUUUUUUUUUUUUUUUUCAUCUCAGACAUAGGAGCUUCAGAAGUCGAUGUUUAGGUGUUUGAUUUUUGGUAUAUGACAGUUGCACUUGCAUUGAACGUGUGGAAUAAUUCAUCAUCAUGUUCGACAAUUAUUAGUCCCUCUCUCUCUCUCUCUCUCUCUCUCUAUCUCUCUCGCACGAAAGAAAAUCCAAUCUUAAAAAGGGUUCAAAAAGGAUAGAGAUAGAGAGAGAGAGAGAGAGAGAGAGAGAGAGAGAGAGAGAGAGAGAGGGAAAUCUCAGGAGUAUAUCUGAAAUCUCUGCUCUCUAUUUACUCGUUUCCAAGGAAGUUUUCAGUAAAUUCUGUUUUUCUUUUAUUCAUGGAGUGGAAGAGAAACAGAGUAAGGUUUGUUAAUAAACCUCCAUCGUUUCGCUCUUUUUCCAUCUUCAUUUUCUUCUUCUUCUCAAUCUCAGCACUCUUCUGCACUAUCACUUCCUCAACCACUACUACUUGCCCAGAUAACAGGUGUCCCUUGUCUGCUAAAGUUGAUACAUAUUUUCAGGAACUUGAAAAGCCCGCCGUUAACAAGAAAAUGAUGAUGUUGGAGGAGGAAAGUGAGGCAGGAUUAAGGAUUGAGGGGAGAAGAUAUUUAAGUGGACCUGGAUCAUCGCCGCCCCGCUGCACGGCGAAAUGCGGCAGCUGCACGCCAUGCAAGCCGGUUCACGUGCCCGUCCCUCCCGGAACUCCGGUGACGGCGGAGUAUUAUCCGGAAGCAUGGAGGUGCAAAUGUGGCAACAAGUUGUACAUGCCAUGAAUAUGAUGGUUUUUCUUUUUUUUGGGCUUAUUUUGUUUUCUUGCUUCCUACAAAAGUCUCUCUCUCUCUCUCUCUCUCUCUCUCUCUCUCUCUCUGCCUUACCUACUCUCUUAAUCGUAUAUGCUGAGUGACAAAUAUAUAGUGAAGAAAAAGAAAUUAAUUAUUGUCCUAGUAAUUUUUGUUUCUAUAUGCAUGGUUAUUAGUCAUUACAGGAAUAUAUUAUCUAUAUAUCUAUAUAUAGACUUCAGUUAUAUGUAAAGGUUUUAUAUAUACAUUAACAUUAGUAUUAUUGUUACUAUUAUAUUGAGAACUUCAUGAAAAAUGGUGUUAAUUUGCUCACUUUUUGUUUUAUCGA